AUGACGACGCAUUUGGUUAGCUUGCAAAUAGGGGAUUAUAACAUGCAUCGGGUCCUUGUCGACAACAGCAGCUCAGUGGACAUCCUAUACUAUCCAGAAUUCCAGCAAAUGAGGAUUGACAGGGAACGGUUAUCCCUAACGAAUGCCCUUCUCGUGGGAUUUGGAGGAACGAAGGUGUUCCUCUUGGGCGUGAUCACACUAUCUGUGAUGGCAGAUGACUAUCCUCAGCAGAUCACUAGGGAGGUACGAGAUACCAGAGUGAUGGUCUUUGACAACGGUAAGCAAUUCGAUAACAGCGCAUUCAGAGACUUCUGCUUGGAGCUAGGGAUUAAGAAUCACUACUCGUCGCCUGCACACCCACAAGCUAAUGGGCAAGUCGAAGUUACGAACCGAUCCUUGCUCAAGAUAAUUAAGACUCGACUUGAGGGGGCAAAGGCAUACAGAAGUGAAGCUGUCAUUCCCACAGAAGUAGGGCUCACAAGCUAUUGGGUGGAGAACUACGACAAGGAUAAGAACGAAGAGGCCAUGUGCCUUCAGCUCAACCUAGUGGACGAAGUCAAAGUGACAGCAGAGCAAAGGUUGGCGCGUUAUCAGAAUCUCAUGGCGAAACACUACAACUCCAACGUUAGGCAUAGAGACUUUUAG
Quercus lobata is the source of this 645-nucleotide messenger RNA. RefSeq lists its product as uncharacterized. The record is from RefSeq and is a predicted model, not a curated record. Gene Ontology annotation, biological process: DNA integration. The transcript is spliced from 3 exons. Bases 1 to 645 code for a protein of 214 amino acids. Lineage: Eukaryota; Viridiplantae; Streptophyta; Magnoliopsida; Fagales; Fagaceae. Gene Ontology annotation, molecular function: nucleic acid binding.